GCAGGGGCUGCGGUGGCCGCGGCCAGCCCCGGCUAGGCCGGGCGCGCGGACUCACGUUCUCCCACCAGAAGGAUCCGCACGUCUUUCUUCAUGUCUGCGGCUCGCAGGGGCCGGCCUCGGCCCGCACGCAUGGGGCGGACUCCUCUCGCCCGGAGCGCCCAGCCCGCGGCGCCGCUCUCCCCACGCUGCCGGCGCCGCCUGCCAGCCUCUCCCGCCGCCCCGCCCGAACCUCGGCCUCCCGGGCCCGCCGCACCACCUCCUCAGCAGCUUCCCCGCUCAAGAGCCGGGACAGCGCCUGCUCCGCCUCCUCCGGCUCCGCGAGUCGCGGCGGCGGCGGGGCGACGGGGCGCCGCGAGGGACAAGCACUUUCGGAACGCGAACGCUCUCUGUCCCGGACCUGCGCCCCCGCCGUCAGGAGAAGCCUUGUGGUCUGGUGCAGCAUGUAACAGCUGCUGACAAACUGCAUGGGUUUGAAUCCAGAGCCCAUCACCUGAUAGUUAUGUG
Mesoplodon densirostris (Blainville's beaked whale) is the source of this 504-nucleotide messenger RNA. RefSeq lists its product as uncharacterized. The transcript is spliced from 2 exons. The record is from RefSeq and is a predicted model, not a curated record. NCBI's taxonomy places the organism in Eukaryota, Metazoa, Chordata, Mammalia, Artiodactyla, Ziphiidae. The coding region runs from base 91 to 456 and encodes 121 amino acids.